AUGGCCAACGAGUCGACGCCGUUGAUCCAGACAGUGCGAGUAGGGCCUCCGCGCAGGAGAUAUCGUCACCACACGCUUCGCCGCUUCUGCAACAUUGCCUGCGCCAGCCUGCUGCUCUGUGGCUUCGCGUCCUUUGCCCUGCAUUCUCUGUACAUCUGGCCCUCUGGACAGGAACAUCGCCACCGUCAUCCUCACCACGGCCACCACGGACACCACGGACACCCCGGCCACGGGGGUAAGCACCUUAGCCACGAGGAUCUGCAGGCCAUCCUGCUCGACACACCUUCUGCGGAAAAGGCUGAGGAAUGGAGCCGCUAUUACACGGCUGGAGCUCAUCUUGCCGGAAAGAACUACUCACAGGCCGAAUGGACCAAGGACAGGUGGGAGGAAUGGGGCAUUCAGUCCAGCAUCGUCGCCUAUGAUGUCUACAUCAACUAUCCCGUCGACCACAGCGUCUCCUUGCUGGAAAAGUCGAGCGACGCCAAGUCCUGGGACAUCGCGUUCAAGGCCUCUCUGACUGAAGAUGUUCUUGAAGAGGACCCGACUACCGCUGCCAAGGACAGGAUUCCGACGUUCCACGGCUACUCUGCCAGCGGCAACGUCACCGGCUCGUUUGUCUACGUCAACUACGGAACCUACCGAGAUUUCGAAGAUUUGGUUGAGGCUGGCAUUGACCUCGAGGGAAAGAUUGCCAUUGCCAAGUACGGAGGCAUCUUCAGAGGCCUCAAGGUCAAGCGUGCCCAGGAACUCGGCAUGGUUGGUGUCCUCAUCUACAGUGAUCCCGGCGAUGAUGGCGAGAUUACCGAGGAAAACGGCUACGCUACCUAUCCAGAAGGCCCUGCUCGUCACCCCAGCAGCGUACAGCGCGGGAGCGUCCAGUUCCUCAGUUCGCGCCCUGGCGAUCCAACAACCCCUGGCUACCCUUCAAAGCCUGGUGUCCCUCGUGCACCGGCUGAUGAAACCACUCCGUCAAUUCCCUCCAUUCCCAUCUCUUAUACCGAUGCCUUGCCGCUGCUCAAGGCGCUCAAUGGCCACGGCCCUCGAGCCAGCGACCUGAACAAGUGGUGGAACAGAAAGCUCGGCUUGGGCUACAAGGGCGUUGACUACAACAUUGGACCCUCACCCAAGGACGUCGUCAUCAACCUCUACAACGAGCAGGAAUAUGUCAUCGCGCCCCAAUGGGACGUAAUUGGCAUCAUCAACGGCACCAUUCCCAACGAAGUCAUCAUUGUCGGCAACCACCGAGAUGCUUGGAUCGUCGGCGGUGCGUCUGAUCCCAACAGCGGCUCGGCCGUCUUGAACGAGGCCGUUCGAAGCAUUGGAAAGGCCUUGGAAGCUGGCUGGAAGCCUCUCCGAACCAUUGUCUUUGCCAGCUGGGAUGGAGAGGAGUAUGGCCUGAUUGGAAGCACGGAAUGGGUUGAAGAGUAUCUGCCUUGGAUCACCGAUGCCAACGUGGCAUACGUCAACGUCGAUGGAGGUGCUUCCGGACCGCGAUUCUCCGCCGCAGCAGCGCCUCUUUUGAACCAAGUCCUUCGAGACGCCACCCAUCUCGUUCCAUCGCCCAACCAGACUGUUGCUGGCCAGACCGUGGGAGACGUAUGGGACGGUAAGAUCAGCACCAUGGGCUCUGGAAGCGACUUCACUGCUUUCCAGGAUUAUGCCGGUGUUCCUAGUCUCGACGUGGGAUUCGGCGGAAACGGCAGUGGCCCUGUGUAUCACUACCACAGCAACUACGACAGCUUCCAUUGGAUGAGCGAGUUUGCCGACCCCGGCUUCGUCUACCACCGAACCAUGGCCCAGGUCCUUGGCGUUCUCAUUGGAGAGCUUGCCGACCGGGUGGUCAUUCCCUUUGGAGCGACCGAGUACGCAGACGCCCUGGACAGCUAUCUCGACAAGGUUGAGGCCAAGCUGCAGCCUGACGAUGCCGAAUUGGCCACUGAUGAUGAGAUCUUUGCCGUUCGAGGCAGCAUCUCCUCUAAGGAAGUCAUCGGGAGCCAAGACGCCUUUGAAGCCAGCCUGAAGAAGAUUCGACACUCAAUUUCUGAAUUCAGGGAGAAGGCAGUCAAGCUGGAUGAGCGUGCGGCCUGGGCGAGAGAAAAGCUCGAGAAAGGUCUCCCCUGGUGGGCCAUAAUCAGCAAAACCAGACUCGGCUUCGCCAUUAUCAAAGUGAACCGCCAAUACAAGUACAUUGAGCGACAGUUUGUGUUUGAGGGAGGCCUGGACAACCGAAGCUGGUUCAAGCACGUUGUCUUUGCUCCAGGCUUGUGGACGGGCUAUGCUGGUGCUGUGUAUCCCGGCCUCGUCGAAAGCAUCGACGCCAAGAACUACAGCAAUGGUCUCAAGUGGGCCGAGAUUAUCAAGCACGCCGUCGACAAGGCCACAAAGAGCAUUUCUUAG
This is a messenger RNA of Trichoderma citrinoviride, 2397 nucleotides long. RefSeq names its product Zn-dependent exopeptidase. The record is from RefSeq and is a predicted model, not a curated record. The coding region runs from base 1 to 2397 and encodes 798 amino acids. Lineage: Eukaryota; Fungi; Ascomycota; Sordariomycetes; Hypocreales; Hypocreaceae. The transcript has 4 exons. Gene Ontology annotation, molecular function: carboxypeptidase activity.